Molecule: messenger RNA, 2001 nt
Organism: Cheilinus undulatus (humphead wrasse)
Lineage: Eukaryota; Metazoa; Chordata; Actinopteri; Labriformes; Labridae
Gene: nemp1
Product: nuclear envelope integral membrane protein 1
Exons: 9
Coding region: 40-1353 (437 amino acids)
Cellular component (GO): nuclear envelope
Source: RefSeq, a predicted model, not a curated record
GGGUCAAAACAUGAGAGGAGGGAUAAUGGUGCUAUCAUCAUGGCGGGAUGCAUGAAAAUGAUAAACGGUUUAAUUUCCACUAGUGCUAAAUUAAUGGUGUUCACGGCUCUGCUCGUCUGUUUACCUCAUAAAUCGCAACAGUUUACGGGUAACACACAGCCAGUAAUUGACCUCCAGAAUGGCGAGAGCUAUGUCAUGACGGGGCCCAACAAAUUCUGUUACAAAAAUUCAAUAGUGCCCACCUGGAAGCAAACGUGGACAAGAAUUCAGGUCAAAGUUUCGAGCGCGAAUGUGUUCAAGGUUUACAUUGUGGAAGAUGAAGAGAAGCUGCAGGAGCUGGACCGCUUCAGUUUCUGGGGCUGGUUUCAGGGUUUGUUACAGGAGCGGCACAAUGAAACCACUAUCAACAUCAACCUGUACAGCAAGAAAACGUGCAUCAAGAUCCAGCCUGCUGAUAAAACUCCAUACACUGUGAAGCCUCUCUGCAAGUGGGACAUCUAUCUGAUUCUGGUUUUCCUGGCAGGAAUGUUCCUUUUUUUCUUUGCAGACUCACUCAGCAGGAGCCAAAUUUUCUUCUACUCUGCCGGAAUGAGUACAGGCAUGAUCGCCUCUCUCAUCAUCCUGUUUUUUAUUUUGGCACGUUUUUUGCCAAAGAAAAGCCCUUUCUACGUGUUGAUUGUUGGUGGCUGGUCAUUUUCUUUGUAUGCCAUCCAGCUUGCCUUCAGGAACCUCAACAUAAUUUUGCAACAACACUGGCACUUGGCUCUAGCAUAUGUAGCAGUGGUUGGAUUCAUCAGUUUUUCUGUGUGUUACCUUUAUGGUCCUCUGGUGGAUGAGAAGCGCAUCAACAUCUUGUCGUGGGUGCUGCAGAUCUUUGGUCUUCUCCUGGUUUAUUUAGGGAAUCAAAUACAGCAACUUGCCUUUGCCAUCAUCAUAGCAGCUUUCAUUUCCAAAAACUUAGAGUACCCAGUUUUUUUGGCAGGUGCUGCAUGGAGGAGAAUGAAAAAAUUAAUUCACUGGAAGCCGGAGCCACGCCGGCUCUUAACUGAAGAGGAGUACCAGAGGCAGGGUGAAGAGGAAACUCGGAAAGCUCUGGAAGACCUGAGGAAGUACUGUAACAGUCCCGAGUUCAGCCCAUGGAAGGCUGUGUCGAGACUACAAUCCCCGAAAAGGUUUGCAGAUUUCGUUGAAGGAUCGCCUCACUUGAUGUCAAAUGAGGUGUCGGUGCACGCGCAGGAGUAUGGCUUUGGAGGAUCUUUUUUUGAGGAUGAAUUUUUCGACACGGAUGACGAGGAGGAGGAGGAGGAGGAGGAGGAGGAGGAGGAUCUUAAACCUAUGAUGAAAGCAAAGUGAGGCCACACAGUUGAGGAAGAUUGUAAGAACAUUUGUGGAUAAAGAGACAUUACUGCAUUUCUGCCUUUCACAAGGUGGGACCAGAGAGCCGCCCUCUCUGGCUCCAAUGUGAACGUCCACACUGACUUCUGAGUGUUUUUGGUGGAGGGCUAGAUUUAAAAAAGAGCCUGGAUUUUCACUUUGGUGACAAGAGCCAGCGCUUGUUCUGCUCAAUGACGUUACAUGGAUUAUCCCACCAGAACGAUGUGGUCAAAUCUGUUACCAGCCAAGAAAUGUUAAAGAGUGUGCAGUACAGCCGGAUGAUUUCUUUUUUAGGGAACAAAGGCUUCUGUUAAAGUUAAAAAACAUGUGAAACAAGCAGCAGGUCAAAGAAAUACUGAACUUUUUACUGUGUGAUGGUAGUUUGUGUUUUCUGUAGCUUUGAAAUGGUCAUUGCUGUUUUAGUUUUCUGAAACACUGUGUUCAUAGCCUUAAGGCUUUAAAUGGCCUCACUAUGAUGAGAGCAUCCAUACAUCCCUGCAGCACAUCAUGUGGAAGUUCUUCUCUGAACGGCAGCAUGAUGUGGUGGGAGGUGUAGGUCUAGCUUUCUGCUCCGGGAGAAGUUUGUUUUUCAGCGUCUUCGUUUUACUUGACAGAGAUCAGUGGAAG